This is a messenger RNA of Salarias fasciatus (jewelled blenny), 1183 nucleotides long. RefSeq names its product protein phosphatase 1, regulatory subunit 3Db (gene ppp1r3db). Gene Ontology annotation, cellular component: protein phosphatase type 1 complex. Bases 140 to 1027 code for a protein of 295 amino acids. Gene Ontology annotation, molecular function: glycogen binding; protein phosphatase 1 binding. The record is from RefSeq and is a predicted model, not a curated record. Lineage: Eukaryota; Metazoa; Chordata; Actinopteri; Blenniiformes; Blenniidae. The transcript has 2 exons. Gene Ontology annotation, biological process: regulation of glycogen biosynthetic process.
CCGCGGCGUUCCAGUGGAGGGUUACGGGCGUUUUGCUUGGAUUUGUCGACCAUGUAGUUGCUGUUGGAGUCAGACAAAUAUCCCGGCUGUGAACAAGGUCAACGGCUCAGCAGAGAAGAGCUACAAAGGCUGUUGGAUCAUGGCGGGAGCUGCCGGCGAGACCCCCGGGACUCAGCUUCCCUUCGCGAGCUGCCCCCGGAGGGUGUCCGCCACCAUCCGUCUGCGGGACAUCUACGACCCCAAGCCCGAACCUGCCAGAGCUCCCGUCCGGAUCCGUCCUCCGCCUCCCAGACCUCCGCCUGCGAGGGGCGCCGAGUCGAAGCAGACGGUGUCCAGCGAGCCUCCGACCAAGCCGAUCGUCAGGAGACGAGCCAAGUCCCUCUCUCUGGCUGCAGGGCCCAAGAAGCCCCUCAAAAGCCCGCAGGUCCGCUUUGUGGACUCGCUGGGCCUGGACUUGGAGGAGGUGAAGGUGUUCGAGGUUCAGGAGCACCCGCUCAUCCCCCAGCACGUCAUGUUCAGGCUGCUGAUGAGCUCCGAGCUGUCGUUCGGGAGGCCGCCGGAGCUCUCCCUGCCCUACUUCAAGCCCUGCUUCCCCGAGAGCGCCGGGGAGCAGCCGGACUUCCUGAGCCGGCUGCACAGGCAGCGGGUGUGCCUGGACCGGGUCCGGUGCUCGGACCAGGGCAUCACGGGAACCAUACAGGUCCUCAACUUAGCUUAUGAGAAAAAGGUCAGAGUGCACUACUCCUUCACCAACUGGAGAACUCACACAGACGCAGCGGCAUGCUGGGUUUCCAGCGGGCGCUGUGGGGAUUUCGGCUCCACGGAAACAGACACCUUCAGAUUCCGCCUGCCGGUCCCGCCCUUCAUCUUACAGCCGGGCGCCGCUCUGGAAUUCGCCAUCUGCUACCACGUGAUAGGACGGGACUACUGGGACAACAACAAUGGGCAGAAUUAUAAGUUAUCAUGCCACAGUUAUAAGGUCACAGUGCCGAGGGAGUGUGAGAACAGCAUAGUGCAUUUCACCUGAGUGGCCACAUGAGGGAGCUGCGUGACCAGCAGGAACCAGCUGCACCUGGUGAAGACUGGCACUUCCUGCCACUGGGGCUUCACUGCAGGACAUCUCCAUGCAGGCAGGAGCAGGUGAUUGGUUUGCUUCUACUGGACACGAGCAGAACACGACCAG